CCUCGGAGAAUCAAUUCCACCAUCGUCUCAUCUUUCUUUCUGAUCGAUCGAUAUAUGCAUCAGAAGAAGAAAUUCCUUUGAUCUCUCAGAUCUUUUUUUGUUUUUCUUUCCGACAAUGUCCAAGUCUCCGUGGGGAAACAUUAACUCAUGGGCUGCUGAAUCUGAAGCCGCGGAGCGGGAAGAGGCCGCCGCCGCUGCGGCGGCGGCGGCUGCCGGCGGGGAUUCUCAGAACUUCCCGAGUCUCAGGGAGGCUGCCACCGCGAAGCCGAAGAAGAAAGCUCCUGCGAAGAUGUCGUGGCAGGAGUUCUCCACCACGCUUGUGCAGGAGCCGUAUCGCGCUUCAGGGGCCGGUUCCAGGUUGACGCCGGACGAGAUGAUGUAUCUUCCGACGGGUCCCAGAGAGCGGUCGGCGGAGGAAAUGCAAUCCGGUCGGCUCGGUGGAGGGUUCUCGAACUACGGCAGCAGGUUCGCUGGCCAGCAAUCGGGGAGGGGCCGGGAUCGUGACGGCGACGGGGAAGGUUCCUGGGCUAACAAUCGGAGGCCUUAUGGAGGUUUCGAUGAUGAUCGGAGAGGUCCUCCGCCAUCUAGGGCUUCGGAUUUCGAUCAGCCCUCUCGAGCUGACGAGGUCGACAAUUGGGCUUCGGCUAAGAAACCCUUUCCGUCGUACGACUCUAAUCCCACUCCCGCUUCCGCCGCUCAUUCCAGGUAUGCCAUGCUAGGUGCCGGCGGUGGCGCGUCUAGAGCUGACGGCGAUGAUAAUUGGGCCGCUUCCAAGAGGCACAUUGCUCCUCCUCCUCCUCCCACCAGAUCUUCCACCUUCGGUUCCGAAUUCAGAGACUCAAGGUCUGAAACUGAUCGCUGGACAAGGGGUGCAAGUCAGAGAUUGGUUUUGGAUUCCCCUAAGAGUGAGCAGGGAACUGAGGUUCCAGUGAAGGCGAACAGACCCAAUCCCUUUGGGGCGGCAAGGCCGAGGGAGGAGGUGCUGGCAGAGAAAGGUCUGGACUGGAAAAAAUUGGAUAUUGAGAUAGAGGCAAAGAAGAGCACCAGCCGCCCAACAAGCUCACAGUCAAGCAGGCCUCAGAGCUCCGAGUCUGCCCGUUCUGAUGGGCGGGUACUGCCGGGUGUGGUUGAAGGGGAAGUGAAGCCGAAGGUCAAAGUAAAUCCCUUUGGAAAUGCCAAGCCCAGAGAGGUUUUGCUAGAAGAAAAGGGUCUUGAUUGGAGGAAGAUCGACUUGGAGUUGGAGCAUGGACGCGUUAACAGGCUUGAAACAGAUGAGGAGAAAAAUCUGAAAAAAGAAAUAGAACUGCUUAAAGAAGAAGCACGUCAAAAUCCCGGCGAAGGGCACAUCCAUGAUCUGUUAAGCAAAAAAGAAAAGGAAUUGGAAGUGCUGACCAUUGACUUGGAUGACAAAGCUCGUUUUGGGGAGAAAGCCAGUGAGAGGCCAGGAUCAUCAUCAUCAUCUGGCAGAGUUCAUGAGAGACCCCCUUCUCGGCCGGGAUCUGUUGAUGAACAUAGAAGUGGGGAGUUCAUGGAUAGUAGGCCAAGAUCACGUGGUAGGGGAGGAGGAGAUGCUUGGCAUGGCAGAGUUGAUGACAGAAGAAGAGCCGUGCAGCAAGGCGGUGGUUGGCCAGGUGAUGACCGGCGAGCUUCCCAAGGUGGUAGACCAACAGAGGACAUAAGAUCUUUUCAGGGUGCUGCUCGGCCAAGUGAUGACAGGCGAUUUGCUCAAGGUGGUGGUAGAGAUGGAAGAUUUUUUGGUAACCGAAACAUGGACAGGUCAUCAAGAUCAGAUGACAGGUGGUAAACUCCAACUACUGUGGAUCCUCUGUUCUGACUGAUUAUUGGAAGAAAAUAAUUUUUUUUGUCAACUUUUAUUUAAUUGCACCUUAAGUUUUGCUGUGAGAAUUGGGGCUAGAAUUGUUUGGGUAUUAGCACUAAGUACAUUAGUUUGUGAUGCAUCUUGACACUUUUGUGCAAAAUUUGCAUUUCUCUGCUUUUUUUUUCUCUUUUAUCAGUUAUAGGCAGGAAAACAUCUGUUUUGCUUUGUUCCAAAGACUAUUGUAAUGAACAUUUAUGUGUGGGUGCAAAAUUGGGUCGGGGCAUUUCUUGGACCCCACAACCCCUAAACUGCACCCACACUACGCUUGCAAUUCUGUCGAUUC
Cuscuta campestris is the source of this 2162-nucleotide messenger RNA. The record is from the annotation of a GenBank genome assembly. NCBI's taxonomy places the organism in Eukaryota, Viridiplantae, Streptophyta, Magnoliopsida, Solanales, Convolvulaceae.